GUCGAAGCUGGGCAGCUUCUUACGCAGUCUUUCGCUUGGGCCAUGACGUCCGUAUGGUUUCGGUUUCAGACAACGCUUUUGCCUUAUUGUGAUGUGAUUUUUGUUAACGUAUCAUAGACUGACUCGAUUGACAAGUUAAACCAGCGUCAGCGAGUAGUUUCGGUUGACAAUCAGUUAUUAGAAAGGGGAGCAACGCCGCUUCGUAGAGGAGGGUAAGCAAGCAAUACAAAUUAUUUAUAAAAAGUAAUUUCAACGUUGCGGCAAUGUUAUUACUUAGCAGCGUUGGCUGGCUAUUCAUGGUCACAUGCGUCGGAACGGUCUGGAGCUACGAAAAAUCGUACGAAGAACGACGCUUUGCCGCUAGGUACGACGCAUGCAACGAUCAUGCAAAAUUCAUUCUCAAUGUAAAAGACGAUGAUGGAGAUUGUCAGGUUCUCUGCGGACCCUCGAGCGAACCAAAGCUGAUUCGCUUGAAGGAUAAAAGCGUAUGCAGGACGGCUAACAAGAAUGAGCCAGGGCUCUGUAUCGUGGGUGUUUGCAACCCAUCUUCUGGACUCGCUGAUUCUGAACAACACCCAUCUACGGGACGAUCAACGAAAGCUGCCAGAACAACGGUGAAGUUCAUACCUUCCACACUCCCUCCAAUCACUUCGGGUUUCACCUACUCAUGGCAAAAAUGGGCCACGAGUAAGCCUUUUACUGCUGCGCCCGUAUCGACUGGUUCACCUCGCCAGAGCACACUCACGACACCGUUGCCUGGACGCCAGCGUAGCGGCAACGUCGAAAAAACGGCGUGAUCCAUAGCCCGUAAAGGCCUAAUGAUACGAAGUUCGACCAGUUUUUGAUUAGCAGAAAAGAUAUACCUUUCCUAAAGCCCACAGCGUAUACAGUAGAAGCGACAAGUAGUAUAAUAAAAAUGGCAAAUAUCCUGAUUUCGUGUUCUCACCUCUAAGAAGGUGUCAGUUUGAUUUAUCAUAGUAACAUUUUACUACUAUAUGAAGUAAAAUCCUGUUCCUGUGUCGUAGCUUUCAACGACCCGUUUAAACCUUCCACUUUGCGGCAGAAUAAGAAUAAUAUUGACGAGGAUCAACUCGCUUCGAGAAUCCUGAGGCAUAGCCUUGCCUUGGCGAAUUUGGCGCCCGGAUUGCAUGGACGUACGUGUGAGGCAUUUUCGAGUCUACACAUGCCAAUGUUGCUUGACGCACAGUUACUAUUCAAAAAAGGAUUGCGGACCAAAGAAGGUUUAUUAUGAGGCCGAUUCGUGAGCGAUUUAGGUCCUCAAUUGAAGCUGCGAUCGAGAGAACGACAUGACCCUGAGCGGUUCUGUAGGGAAUUGCCCUUUGACGCCGACCGUGGCCCAUGGAGCUCAAACGGGAUCUCCAUCUAUCGAAAUACAGCCUGCCCCAGGUGGCUCAGGGUAUAACCUCUUCUACAGCGCGCCGUCUGGUAGUGGUCCAACGGCAGAACAGCGUCUUGCAUUAUCAAGACUUGUGUCGGCUAGUUCAGGGGGACUAAGCAACAACCCUACGGGAACUCCGAGUGCACGUUCACGAAAACGUCGAAUUCUUUUUAGUCAAGUUCAGAUCCUCGAAUUGGAACGACGGUUUCGCCAACAGCGAUACCUCUCAGCACAGGAACGAGAACAGCUAGCCAGUAUCAUACAACUCACGCCGACUCAGGUAAAAAUCUGGUUUCAAAAUCAUCGCUAUAAAUGCAAGAGGAUGGCUCGCGAAAAAAUACUUAAUAUUGGCGGCCAUAGUGACUCCAACACUCCUAUGUCGCCGGUUUCUGCCACAGGAUUACAUCCACUGCCAGGAGCUUUGUCAACUCCUUUGCCGUAUAAUACGUCAGGUCAGCCUAGCGUGCUAGAGGAGAAAAAGUCUUUGGCGCUGAUGCCCGUUUUGUUCAAAGAUUUGCCACAUUCAGGACAACAGUCAAAAGACAACACUGUUCUGAGGGAUUCCAGAGAUCCCAGAACUAUCAGCGCUGCACCGUAUGCUAGGACACCUAUAACUGCACCACACGUUUCAGGUUUAGCGGAUCACUCUGGAGGACUUCAAUUUUAUCCUCGAAGCGUGUUCUCUACAGGAGGUUCUAGCGCACUACCAAACAAAGAACCCCCAAAUGCCUCUGCUGGACCAAUGUUCGGUCAUCAUAAACACUGGUGAUAUGGAGCGCUAUACUCGCUGACGAAUUCUGAGCUUCGAUUUUCAAUUGCACGUUCAGUUACGUCAAUUUCGGGCCACGAUGUUAUACAAAAGAGUUGACUUAACCAAAAGCAUUAUCCUCUUUAAAACGGCUUUGUGACGAAAAUAUUGCCACUAUUACAGUUUAUACAACUAGAAGAUUUGAUGGAAUUUUUUUUUUCGUCGGGCAUGUUGUUUGUCUAGUGAAAACCAACAAGGGAAAUAACUAGUUUGUGAGAUGAAUCUAAAAUACACAGGAACUUCGCGCAUCUAAAUCUUCAUAUCAUAUUGUGUCGCAAACAAGUGUGCCCAAUACCUGUGGCAGAAAAUACCGUAUAACGGAUUGAAGGCGUACAUUAGUUUCUAUAAAAGUGACAUUUCGCAAAGUUAAGGGUGUUCCUAGUCGCAAACGGACGAAGUAAGUGCAUCGUACUGCGUUGAUUUGAACGUUCAUUUGCCAUUCGCUGGUUGGAACUCACACAAAUUUCUACUGCAGAGUGCUGACUAAUAACCUGCUACAGCAGCGCCAUGUUUUGCUAAUUACUAAUAAAUAUUCCUCCGUAAUAACCUGAAAAAUAUUGCUCGAUAACGUUCCAAAGUCCAAAGUAAUGGUACCUAACACUUUUUCAGAAAUAAAACGUCUAUUCGAUUAAAAACAUAUUGAAAAUUUGACAAAAAUUUAAGGCUAUAACAUGUACAUAUUCUGAAGUAUUGCACCUAAACGAGCCACAAUCGUAUUUUAUUAACUUUCUAAUUCUAUCAAAAUUUUUGGUUAGAUAGACUUCUGUGUUCAGAAUGAUGACAUUGUUAAAUCUGUUAAUGUUAAGUUAAUGUGGAAGUAAGUAUUUCACUUACUUUAUGUAUGCGUUUUAAAGCUACUGUUGAAUAAUUUAUUGAGAAAAAGUAAAGAUGUUCGAUGAAAAAAAAAUUAUGCUCGCUUAAAUAUAGCUACCACUACGUAUAUUGUUAGGUAAAAUGCUAAAAUAUCACGUUUUAUCCAUCUUUAUUCACACGGUCUUGUGUACGACAUCCCAUGUUCACCUCUGAUACAUUCGUUUUUUUAAAAAAUCCAUGUAAAAACAGCAGGUCGACACAUCCAUAUUAAUAAGAACUUGGACAUCAUGUCUCGACGGCACAGGAAGUGCUUCGGAAUGUUCGUAUAAACACACACACUGUACAUCAAUUGUCAAUCUGCCUGUGCUAUUUACAUGUCUAUGUACACUUAAUUACUGAUCAUUACAUUAUUGGGGAAAGCUGCAUUUGAAUAGCGAAAAUUUUUCGAGAAUGAUAGAAAUGCGCGUGCCGCAUAAAAAAGUGCGAUCAAUGUACGCGUAUAAAAAAAAAAAACCCUUAUUUCGAUAUAAACACUAUCUAUAAUCCGACAAAAAAAAAAAAAAAAAACUAUCGGUAUAUGAAACUGGACGUCAUUUAUACUCAGCUGAACUUAAAAUACCGUUGUUAUACCAUUAGCGUCAGAUAAUCAGUUUUCUGAAAAUGUACUGCUCUGAAAGACGCCCUUUUGUAGAGCACGAAACCGUCGCUAAAUUACGAUGGGUUAAUACCUUAGUAAGUACGUAAUUUUGUAACGAAAAUUCAUGUUUUGUUCUUUUCGUAAAUGUGUAGAAAUUUAUAAUUAAUUUCAGAUUUUGCGGCGCGUAACACUACACAGAUAUCAUCAAAUUUGUAUGACCGAUUGGUCAGGUCCGCGAAUACCUUAAAAAGUUUCGCUCGCAGAGUUGUUACUUGUUUUUGAAUGUUUUAUUCAAAAAAACGGCCUAUCCAAUAUCGUAGGCACUCAACACAUUAAUGGCUCGAAAAAUAUCAGUGUCCUAAAAACGCUGAACAUUAUACUACGUAGGAAGUAAGAAAUACAAGUUAUCUUUCAGAAUAUUUACGUGUGUUUCCGUUGAAAUAGAAAUACAUAAAUCGGUCUAGCUCACCGUCUUUCGCGUAAACCUCAGGACAUUUUAUUUGUAAUAAAUAUGCGUCCCUUCUCCUUUCAACUGCGAUGUAAAAAUGUGUUAUCUUCUGCAAGUAACGAGCGUGACUAGAUAAAUUCAUGGCCGCCGCCAUUUCCGCAAGCUUAUUUUCAGAGGGAGCCUUAUGUUAACAUGAUGAGUAACUGUGGCUUUCCUUGUAAAAUAUUCUGUCCCCUAUAGUCAACAGCAUUAGGGCAAAGUUGCAUUGUUAUAAGAGUAAGUAAAGCGGUGACGGCGGACAGGGGUGACAGUUGCGUGAGUGUAAAGGGCAAUAGAAUCAACCGAACGCGUUCAUGUCCGGACAGGACGAU
Messenger RNA from Varroa destructor (honeybee mite), 4476 nucleotides. Its product is annotated as homeobox protein Nkx-2.8-like. NCBI's taxonomy places the organism in Eukaryota, Metazoa, Arthropoda, Arachnida, Mesostigmata, Varroidae. Gene Ontology annotation, cellular component: nucleus. Gene Ontology annotation, biological process: regulation of transcription by RNA polymerase II; cell differentiation. The record is from RefSeq and is a predicted model, not a curated record. Gene Ontology annotation, molecular function: RNA polymerase II cis-regulatory region sequence-specific DNA binding; DNA-binding transcription factor activity, RNA polymerase II-specific.